This is a messenger RNA of Dendrobium catenatum, 451 nucleotides long. RefSeq names its product 4-coumarate--CoA ligase-like. The record is from RefSeq and is a predicted model, not a curated record. Gene Ontology annotation, molecular function: CoA-ligase activity. The transcript has a single exon. The coding region runs from base 31 to 366 and encodes 111 amino acids. Lineage: Eukaryota; Viridiplantae; Streptophyta; Magnoliopsida; Asparagales; Orchidaceae.
CUAGUAAUAUACAUUUUUUCCUGCUGAACAAUGGAGAAAACCCAAACCUUUAUUUUUCAUAAGGAAGAUGAUCUGCUCUGCGUGCUUCCCCUGUUCCAUAUUUAUUCCCUUAACUCUGUUUUGCUUUGUGGGCUGUGUGCCUGGUUGGCUAUUGUGAUAAUGAUGAAGUUUGUCCUCAUGAAGUUGAUGGAGUUGGUGGAGAAGUACAGGGUUACGGUGGCACCAUUUGUGCCGCCCAUAGUGGUGGAGAUGCUGAAGAGUGAGGCGGUGGACACCUAUGACUUGUCGUCAUUGAGGAUGGUGAUGUCAGGCGCGGUGCCGAUGGGGAAGGAAUUGCAGGAUAUGCUCACAGGCUGCUUACGUUGAUGGUGUUCAUGAUAAUGAUUAUGUCGUCAGUUUCCGAUUGGGCACGAAGGCGAUCAGCGAGGAUAUCGAAAGCCAGAAGCGAUCA